AUGCACCAAGUAAAUGACUCUCUGGUUACAGAAUUUGUGUUACUUGGACUUGCACAAUCCUUGGAAAUGCAGUUUUUCCUUUUUCUCUUCUUCUCUUUAUUCUAUGUGGGAAUUAUCCUGGGAAACCUCUUCAUUGUGUUCACGGUGAUCUUUGAUACUCACUUACACUCCCCCAUGUAUAUUCUGCUGGCCAACCUAUCACUCAUUGACUUGAGCCUUUCAUCUACCACAGUUCCUAGGUUGAUCUAUGAUCUUUUUACUGAUUGUAAAGUUAUUUCCUUCCAUAAUUGUAUGAUACAAAUGUUCUUUAUCCAUGUUACGGGAGGAGUUGAAAUGGUGCUGCUGAUAGUCAUGGCAUAUGAUAGGUACACUGCAAUCUGCAAGCCUCUCCACUAUCUAACUAUUACGAAUCCCAAAAUGUGCAUGCUUUUGGUAGCAGCAGCUUGGGUCAUUGGGGUGAUUCAUGCUAUGUCUCAGUUUGUUUUCGUCAUAAAUUUACCCUUCUGUGGCCUUAAUAAUGUGGGGAGCUUUUAUUGUGAUUUUCCUCAGGUUAUUAAACUUGCAUGCAUGGACACUUACGGGCUAGAAUUUGUGGUCACUGCCAACAGUGGAUUCAUAUCUAUGGUCACCUUCUUUUUCUUAAUUGUAUCAUACAUCUUUAUUCUGGUCACUGUUCGACGACAUUCCCCAAACGAUUUAUCCAAAGCAUUCUUCACUUUGUCGGCUCACAUCACCGUGGUGGUUUUGUUUUUUGCCCCAUGCAUGUUCCUCUAUGUGUGGCCUUUCCCUACUAAGUCAUUGGAUAAAUUUUUUGCCAUCGUGAACUUUGUUGUCACCCCUGUCUUAAAUCCUGCCAUCUAUACUUUAAGGAACAAAGAUAUGAAGUUUGCAAUGAGAAGGCUGAAUCAACAUAUUUUAAAUUCUAUGGAGAUGACAUAA
Molecule: messenger RNA, 939 nt
Organism: Symphalangus syndactylus (siamang)
Lineage: Eukaryota; Metazoa; Chordata; Mammalia; Primates; Hylobatidae
Product: olfactory receptor 4F6-like
Biological process (GO): G protein-coupled receptor signaling pathway
Cellular component (GO): membrane
Molecular function (GO): olfactory receptor activity; G protein-coupled receptor activity
Source: RefSeq, a predicted model, not a curated record